Messenger RNA from Paramuricea clavata, 1191 nucleotides. Lineage: Eukaryota; Metazoa; Cnidaria; Anthozoa; Malacalcyonacea; Plexauridae. The record is from the annotation of a GenBank genome assembly.
AUGAAGGUAGCAAUCGAGUCCUUUGAAGGUAUCCCAGGAGUGAAAGUAACAGUGUGCGCUCCACCACCUGGUGUCAAGGGAAUGGCAGGGGAAUGGGAUGGUGUGAGUCUUAUUAACAACAUAGAGUACCGCAAUGAGUCCAUGACGGUGUGGAUGGCAUACAAUAAUGGUCCAGGCAAAGUCCUUCCUUUGACCAAUUUCUGUCGACCCCCAAAGGCACCAAAACGUAUCCAUAGCGAGGAAACCGAGGACCCAGUAUCAUUUGUCGCAGUGAAAGCAAGACAACAACCAAAGAAAUCUCGCGAACAAAGUAAUACUGAUCCAAUGGAGGACAAAAGCAACGAUGAAAGAGUCGACACGUACAGCAAAUUAUUUCUCUGUCCUGAACAAGGCUGCAUUAAAUCAUUCCACAGGUACUCUUCUCUAGAAAGACAUUUGCAUUGUGACAACCAUACCUACGUACUAGAGCAUGAAACCCUUUAUGACAAGGCUAUGAAACUAUAUGCAACAAAACUGGAAGAAGGAUCCAGUAAAAACCCGAUACCAACGGAGUCAGAGAGCGUCGAGUUGCCAGAGCCAGAUAUUGGCCCUGAUCUUCAGAUGGGCUGGGCUUUGAGAACUUCCUCUAAGGGAAAGCGGUUUUCCGAUGUUCAGAAGAAGUACCUGGUUGACGUGUUUGAUGCUGGAGAGCAAACAGGGCGAAAAGCCGAUCCAGGUGAUGUGUCAAGAGCAAUGAGAUCUACAAGAAACAGCGACGGCUCGCGACUUUUUAACAAGGGCGACUUUUUAACACCGCAGCAGAUUGCAAGUUUCUUCUCACGAUUGGCGAAAAAAAGAAGGGAAAAUACAGCGGGCGAUAAAGAUAAUGAAGAAAGGGGUGAUGGUGAUGACAAUGACUACGAGGAAGACGAUUUAUAUAAGAAAGAUUUCGAAAAGAGAAAAGGACAAGAAAUCGAAGAAUUAUCAGCUUCCUUGAUUGACGCAAUCGGCCUGAAGCAUCCAAUAAUGUUCGAUAGGCACAAUAUUUGUGAAUUAACAAGUCAAAGAAAACUUUCCAAAUUCUCUGUUUACAUGCUACAAGAAAUUUGUUCUUCAUUCGAACUUAAUAUUACUGACAGCACUGGCAAGCGCAAAUUCAAAAAACCGUACAUUGAUUUGCUAGAAAAACUGGUUCAAAGUUGCGGUUGCUGA